Messenger RNA from Cladophialophora psammophila CBS 110553, 2640 nucleotides. RefSeq lists its product as uncharacterized. Gene Ontology annotation, molecular function: RNA binding; nuclease activity. Gene Ontology annotation, biological process: regulatory ncRNA-mediated gene silencing; mRNA catabolic process. The coding region runs from base 1 to 2640 and encodes 879 amino acids. The record is from RefSeq and is a predicted model, not a curated record. Gene Ontology annotation, cellular component: cytosol; nucleus; RISC complex. NCBI's taxonomy places the organism in Eukaryota, Fungi, Ascomycota, Eurotiomycetes, Chaetothyriales, Herpotrichiellaceae. The transcript is spliced from 2 exons.
AUGGCUCUCCUCCAAGCUCGGGUCAAGAGCAUCCUGUCGGGCGACACCCUGAUCAUCACAAAUACAAAGGGCGCCGAACGAACCCUGUCUCUGGCCUACAUCAGCGCCCCCCGGUUGAAAAGAGAGGGUGACGAGCCGUUUGCCUUCCAAUCCCGCGAGUUUGUGCGCGAGCUCGUCCUCGGCAAGGUCGUUCAAUUCCAGGUCCUCUAUGCUGUUCCCACCACGAAACGCGAGUACGGCCGAGUCCGAGUCCCCAAUGGCGCCGAACUACCCGAUCUCCUCGUCCAGGAAGGCUGGGCUAAGGUGCGUGAAGACGCCGGGAAGAAGGAGGAAGACGAAGAUGCUUUGGCAUACCUGGACAAGCUGAGAUCGUUGGAGAGUGAUGCAAAAUCUCAAGCCAAGGGCCUGUGGGCCAAGGGCGGUCAGGUCGAGAACUCGUCCGAGGUCUCCGACCCAAAUGCCUUGGUCGAACAGUGCAAGGGCAAGAAAAUCGAUGCUAUCAUUGAGAGGGUUCUGACAGGAGACCGCUUGAUUGCUCGUCUCAUGCUCACUCCCACCAAGCACAUUCAAACCAUGCUUGUCUUGGCCGGUAUACGAGCUCCGGCGACCAAAAGAACUACUCCAGAAGGGAAAGACGUCCCGGCCGAGCCUUACGGCACCGAGGCGCAUGCCUUUGUGGACGAGAGGUUACAUCAACGGAAGUGCUCCGUCGAGCUUCUUGGGGUGACACCGCAAAAUCAGCUCAUCGCAAAUGUCCUACACCCCAAAGGGAACAUCGCCAUGUUCCUGCUCGAGGCCGGUCUAGCCCGCUCCAAUGACCAACAUGUCACCUUGUUGGGAAAUCAAAUGGCCCAGUUCAGAAACGCCGAGAACGCGGCGAAGAAUGCCAGAAAGGGCGUCUUCACCGGCGUUGCGGCCUCCAAAGCCGCCGGAGUGCAGGAGGCGGAUUUCACAGUCGUCAGAGUCUUGAAUGCAGAGACGAUCUUUCUUCGAACCCGAUCUGGCGAGGAACGCAAAGUCACCCUUUCCAGUAUCCGCCAACCCAAGCCUUCAGACCCGAAACAAUCUCCCUUCGGUGCCGACGCCAAGGAGUUUCUUAGGAAACGACUAAUCGGAAAGCACGUCAAGGUGAGCAUUGAUGGCAAAAAGCCGGCUUCGGAAGGCUUCGAAGAACGGGAGGUGGCCACCGUGACGGUGGGCGGAAAGAAUAUUGCCUUGACCCUGGUGGAGGCCGGUUACGCCUCUGUCAUCCGACACCGACGAGACGACGACGACCGUUCCCCCGACUACGACGCCUUGCUGCUCGCUGAGGAAUCGGCUCAAAAAGAAGGCAAAGGCAUGUGGUCGGACAAACCUCCUGCGGCAAAACAGUAUCAGGAUUACUCGGAAAGCCUGCAGAAAGCGAAGAUGGAAGCCUCGGUACUGCAAAGACAGAAAAAGGUUCCUGCCAUUGUCGACUUCGUGAGAGCUGGUUCGAGAUUUGUGGUUCUCGUCCCGCGCGAGAAUGCAAAAUUGACCUUUGUCCUUUCUGGAAUUCGAACGCCGAAGCCCGCCCGUCAGCCUGGAGACUCCGCCGAACCGUUCGGACAGGAAGCUUAUGACUUUGCCAACAGAAGAUGUAUGCAGCGUGACGUGGAAAUCGACGUUGAGGAUACAGACAAAGUUGGCGGAUUUAUUGGCACCAUGUACGUUGGCCGCGAAAACUUUGCGCGGGCUCUGUUAGAGGAAGGCCUUGCAGAAGUUCAUGCGUAUUCGGCCGAAAAAAGCGGUCAUGCAAAUGAGCUGUUCGCGGCCGAGAAGAAGGCGAAAGAAGCUCGAAAGGGCAUGUGGCAUGAUUGGGAUCCAAGCAAGGACGCAGAUGAAGACGAGGCCGGACCUGCUGCCGAUGCUGCUCCCACAAAUGGGGAGGGAGCUCAGUCGGCUUCGAGAAGAAAGGACUACCGGGAUGUGAUGGUGACACAUGUCGAUGAGACCGGAAAACUCAAGGUUCAGCAAAUCGGUGCCGGAACUGCUGCCUUGACAGAGCUCAUGAAUGCCUUCAAAUCUUUCCAUCUGAACAAGGCCAACGAUCAACCAUUGCCUGGAGCGCCCAAGGUUGGAGAUAUCGUUGCUGCCAAGUUCACACUUGAUGAUCAGUGGUAUCGAGCGAGAGUAAGGAGAGUCGACCGUGAUGGGAAAAAGGUGGAUUUAAUCUACCUUGACUACGGCAACUCGGAGACCGUUCCUUGGACUCGAUUACGACCUGUGACUCAACCACAAUUCUCUACCCAGAAGCUCAAACCGCAAGCAACGGAUGCCGUCCUGUCCUUCCUCCAACUUCCCACCUCGGAGCAGUACCUUCGAGACACCGUUGAUUUCAUUGCGGAGCAGACGGAUGGCCGCGAGCUGGUGGCGAAUGUGGAUUACAUCUCCCCUGAAGGAACGUUGCAUAUUUCUCUGCUCGACCCAAAGUCGUCCAAUAAAAUCGAUGAGAGCAUCAAUGCGGAAGUCAUUCGGGAAGGAUUAGCCAUGGUUCCCGUCAAGCUAAAGGCGUGGGAAAGACAAUCCGCAGACACCUUGGCGAAGCUCCGAGAGCUCCAGGAGGAAGCGAAGAAGGGGCGGAGGGGCAUGUGGGAAUAUGGUGACUUGACGGAAGACUAG